AUGGAAGAAGAAAUCAAAACAAUUGAGAAAAAUAAAAUGUGGGAGCUCGUAGAUUGCCCACAAGACAAAGAGAUCAUUGGGGUUAAAUGGGUUUAUAAGACCAAAUUUAAUCAUAAUGGAUCAAUACAAAAGCAUAAGGCUAGGCUAGUAGCUAAAGGCUAUUCGCAGCAGCCGGGCAUAGACUACAACAAGACCUUUGCACCAAUUGCAAGACUUGACACUAUAAGAGCACUGAUAGCACUACAACCACAAGGAUUUAUUGAGCAAGGAGAAAAAGAUAAAGCACUCAAGCUAAAGAAAGCCUUGUACGGACUCAAGCAAGCGCCACGAGCAUGGAAUAGCUGCAUAGACAACUACUUCAUCAACGCAAACUUCAAGAGGAGCAAAAGCGAGCCUACUCUCUACACCAAAACUCAAGGUAACUCCGAUAUCUUGAUCGUCUCUCUAUAUGUGGAUGACAUCAUCUACAUUGAAAACAAUGAAGAAAUCAUUCACGAGUUCAAAAAGGAUAUGAUGGAAACAUUCGAGAUGAGUGACCUUGGGUUGAUGCACUACUUUUUGGGCAUUGAGAUAAACCAAGAAGAAGAUGGAAUCUACAUGUACAUUGAGAAUCUAUUGAAAAAUUUCAAGAUGUACGGAUGCAAGACUAUGGCUACUCCACUUAUCACCAAUGAGAAAUUAAGAAAGGAAGAUGGAUCAAGUAAAGCAGAUGAAUCAGUUUACAAAAGUCUCAUUGGGAGCUUACUAUAUUUGACAACAAUAAGACUCGACAUCAUGUACGCGAUAAGCUUACUAUCAAGAUUUAUGCAAAAUCCAAGCCAGAUACACUAUGGAGCAACAAAGAUAAUAUUAAGAUACUUGCAAGGCACAAUUGACUAUGGCCUAUGGUAUAAGCCUACUACAGAUUCAAGACUAUUUGGCUACACAAAAAGUGAUUGGGCUGGAUCAGUGGAUGACAUGAAAAGCACAUUAGGUUAUGCAUUUACAAUUGGGUCUGGUAUAUUUUCAUGGUCAUCAAGAAAACAAGAUACCGUGGCAUAA
This is a messenger RNA of Prunus armeniaca (apricot), 1041 nucleotides long. Lineage: Eukaryota; Viridiplantae; Streptophyta; Magnoliopsida; Rosales; Rosaceae. The record is from the annotation of a GenBank genome assembly.